UCAUGAAACUGUGUCACCAAGUUAGCUCCCAGCUGCGUGAGCGUAGGGCAGUCGGGGCCGUCUCUCCGCGGUGUUGCUUCAUCCUCGUCCGUCCUUCUCGGCUUUUCAGUGCGAAUACAUGUACCUCCUUGGUGCUCCGCUGUCCAUCCUGGAAUACUUGUGUGAGCGACUCUGCGAGACCGGAAUCUCCCGGCGCGUCACAUGUUCAGAUCCGCCUUGACCAAUUCAUAGCAGGACCUAAGGUUGCCACGCGUGAGUGUGGCACGUCUUGGCGCGUCUCUCGUGUCCGCUAUGGAUAUGAGCGUGGGGUUGCGGGCAGCAUGUGUGGUCGGGAUUUUGCGGACACAACUGUUGCUGACAGCUUUAUGAAAGAGCAGUGGCUUUAUGUAUUGCUUGACCUUUAUUGAGUACGACAAGGCUGUGGAUCCUUGCCGCAUUGAUGAAAGGAAUCGACGUGAAUAUUAAAAUACAUUUUCAGCCUCAGACUUUUAUUACAAGUCGGUAGCACUUCCUGACCAGAGUCGAUGAGGGCUAGGACCUUCACUAUAGUCGGUUCUUGAGUGCCAGCUUGAGCCGUCUUAGACUGGACUUGGGUGGACUGGGAUAACUAGUUUAAUGAAGUCUCUCAUCGCAUCAUCUCGCUGCCAACGUGUAGUCUCUGGUGUGUAAAUGGAAUGGUUAAUGCUCAACGGACUUUAUUUCACAAAUACCAGUUUGAGACGGAGGUGAAGGCUUUGAAGUGCUGAUUGAUGUGAAGAUCCGCAGAAGGUUGCGCUGUGAACCAGGCAGUCACAACAGGGAACCGUGUCAUAACCCACCCACAUGUAGAAAGUCAGGCCUCGGAUUCGAAAAAAUGACCAAGACAAUUGUUCUUCUUUCCUUGCCAAAGCUUCCAACGCACC
This is a messenger RNA of Tilletiaria anomala UBC 951, 902 nucleotides long. RefSeq lists its product as uncharacterized. The record is from RefSeq and is a predicted model, not a curated record. The transcript is spliced from 2 exons. Lineage: Eukaryota; Fungi; Basidiomycota; Exobasidiomycetes; Georgefischeriales; Tilletiariaceae. The annotation marks the transcript as partial.